Molecule: messenger RNA, 3810 nt
Organism: Hyla sarda
Lineage: Eukaryota; Metazoa; Chordata; Amphibia; Anura; Hylidae
Gene: PLCD3
Product: phospholipase C delta 3
Exons: 17
Coding region: 454-2697 (747 amino acids)
Biological process (GO): lipid metabolic process; intracellular signal transduction
Molecular function (GO): calcium ion binding; phosphatidylinositol-4,5-bisphosphate phospholipase C activity
Source: RefSeq, a predicted model, not a curated record
GGCUGAAACAGAAAAUAGUAUAUAAAGUUCAAAAAUGAUUUCGUAAAAAAAAAAUUCUAAAAAUGAAAGUGAAAAACAGUAUUCACGUCCUAUAGUAUGAGGAAAAAUAAUAAUAAAAAAACCCCAUAAAAUUGGUAUUGCUGGGUUGCCUAGGCAAAAGCAAAAUUUGCUCCCAGGCUGGGGUUGUAUACAAAUAAUAAACCUACUAUACUCACCUCCUCCAAUUCCGGCAGCUGCCACUCCCAACGCUCCUGGUGCUUUGUCCUCUCAAGAUCUACCCUCUCAGCCAAUCAGUUGCAGCCAGUACUUCCUAUGUUUCAGAACUGAGUAGCAGGACCAGCACUGGUGGGGGAUCAGUGAUUGAGCUGUCCAGUCAGCACAUUCUCUGUGGUCAAUGUGUGAAAGACUCCAGAGACUUUACAGUCAGGCUCCAACUCAGCCACGGACUCCAAGAUGGAAAAAGGAAAGAAAGAUAAACCAUGGUGGAUGAGAAGAAGCAAAUCUCCAAGUGUGGAAAAUGGAAACUUGAAUUGGUCCUUAUUACCCCCGAUUUCUGGAUUAGUAUGGAUUAGAAUCACACAAGGAGCUCUCUCGGAUGAUGAAGAUGUCAACUCCAUGCUUGUGGGAACUCAGCUUUGGAAGAUUAAGCCAGGAUGGCGACAACAAAGACUGUACAGGCUUGAAGCUGAUGGGAUGACCAUCUGGUAUGAAAGCAAAGCAAAAAAGGCACGCUCCAAGCAGAUCUUCUCCGUUCUACACAUUGAGUCUGUACGUGAAGGGCGGCAGUCAGAGGGACUAAGAAGAAACGGGCGCCGAUUUCCGGAGAGCUGCUGCUUCAGUAUUUCCUUCAUGGGAAGAAGAAGAAACUUGGACUUGGCUGCAUCCACUGACCAAGAAGCCCGGAGCUGGGUGCAAGGCCUACGCAAACUCAUGGAGAGAGCAGUGGCCAUGAGCCAGAGGGAGAAGUUGGUUCAUUGGAUCCGGGAUUAUCUGCAUCAGGCUGACAGAGAUGGGGAUGAGAAGAUGAGUUUUCAAGAAGUGAAGGCCAUGCUGAGGAUGAUAAACAUUGAUAUGAAUGACAUGUACGCCUAUACUCUCUUCAAGAAGUGUGAUCGCUCCAAAACAAACACACUGGAGGACUGUGAGAUAGAAGAGUUCUGCACUCAGCUGAUGCAGCGGCCGGAGCUGGAGGACAUAUUUCACCGUUACUCCGGUGAGGACAGGGUGCUCUCCGCAGAGGAGCUACAGGAAUUCCUGCAACACCAAGGAGAAGAGGCCACCCUGGAGAGGGCGCAAAACAUCAUACAGAAAUUUGAGCUGAAUGAAAAAGCUAAGCAACACAGCCUGAUGAUGCAAGAGGGGUUCAUGAUGUACCUGCUGUCAGCCGAGGGUGAUAUAUUUAACCAAAAUCAUCGGAAAAUAUAUCAGGACAUGACCCAGCCGCUGUGCCACUACUUCAUCUCCUGCUCCCACAACACCUACCUGACCAAUCACCAGUUGGUCGGAGCAAGUAGCACCGAGUCCUAUAUUAGGGCGUUCAUGGAAGGCUGCCGAUGUGUAGAGCUGGACUGCUGGGAAGGAACGGGAGGAGAACCUGUGAUUUACCAUGGCCAUACUCUCACCUCCAAGAUACUGUUUAAAGAUGUGAUCUCCACCAUAAAGCACAAUGCAUUCAAAUACUCCCCUUAUCCAGUCAUUUUAUCCAUUGAGAAUCACUGUGGGUUGGAACAGCAAGUGACGAUGGCUCAUCACCUACGGACUAUCCUUGGGGAUAUACUAAUAACAGAGCCAAUAAAGAAUACUGACCCAUCUACACUACCAUCCCCAGAGGCUCUAAAAGGAAAAAUCCUGGUGAAAGGAAAGAAGCUCAGUGAGCGCAGACAGGCGGAUGAAGAGGGAAGAACCAGGAUGGACAUCGCACAGGAGCUUUCUGAUCUGGUGGUUUACUGUCAAACAGUGGAGUAUCGUGACCAGCCAGGGAACGCGUGCGAGAUGAGCUCCUUCAGUGAGGACAAGGUGCGCAGACUGAUGAAGGAGUGUGGAAAUACCUUAGUUCGAUACAACACCCGGCAGCUCAGCCGCAUUUACCCGGAUGGAAUGAGAGCCAACUCUUCCAACUUUAGUCCGCAAGAGAUGUGGAAUGCAGGAUGCCAGCUCGUGGCUCUGAACUUCCAGACCCCUGACUACAAAAUGCACUUGAAUCGGGGACGUUUCCUGGACAAUGGUGACUGUGGAUAUGUCCUGAAACCAGAAUUCUUGCGUAGAGGGGAUACUCUAUUUAACCCAGAGGACGGCAGCGCUAAUAUGAAGAUUCUGCAUGUCAAGAUCAUUUCAGCUCAGCAGCUUCCGAAACUAAACCAGGAAAAUCCAAACUCUAUCGUGGACCCAUUUGUACGGGUGGAGAUUCACAGUUUAGGGAAGAAGAGGGAGAGUGAGACAAAUUACAUCCUCAAUAAUGGCUUUAACCCCAUGUGGAAUGAGACUCUAGAGCUGGAGGUGCUGUGUCCGGAGCUCGCUCUAGUCAGAUUUGUGGUUGAAGAUUACGAUACGACAUCCAGUAAUGACUUUGUGGGACAAUUCACUCUGCCAUUUCCCAGCUUGAAACAAGGAUAUCGUCAUGUUCAUCUGUAUUCUAAAGAUGGCGCCUCCCUGUCCCCAGCAACCCUCUUUGUUCACGUGCACAUCGAAGACCCAUGAGUAGUCUGGCAAUGGACACCAGCAUCUUCUGGGGAGGACAGAGUUUGAACCCUCCUAAUAAUGGUUGCUUUUUCAGCCAGGUGCCAUAUUUACUAUAAACAGUCAAUGUUUGCUGUAGACUAUAUACCUGCGCCCUAGUGCUGUCACAAAACAUUCUUACAGCAGGGACACUUCUAUUAGGUAAUACAGGGUACAACACUGCGGUUACCAUAAGAGCAUCCUAUGACCACAGGGUAGACACACAACCUACACGUAAACGUGGUAUGCUUCUGCAUGCCGUCUACAGAGAGCGACAUUUCGAAAGCUACGGCUUGCUGGGGAGCCUAGCAUGUGAUGGGUUACUCAUAUUUGCAUAUAUAUUGUGCAUGUUCUAACAUUUUAGGAAAUAUGGGAAUAUUCAUCACAACAUUUACCCACAAUAUACAUUUCUUGUCCAUAUGAAGUCACCUGCUGUACAGCGAGCGGCGAGGUGCAUUUUCUUAGCAAUAAUUAUACAUUCUUAGACUGUAGUGCCUGUGAUAAAUAUCCCUGUCACCAACUUGUGCUGCCCUCGGAUAACACAGGAUGAUCUCAGAGACAGGUCCCCUUUAUGCAUAAUUAAAUGAACCCCUACUUUUCCUUUAUGUAGGCCCCCUUUGUAACAUUGGACGCCUGUGCCUUCUGUGGCGUUAUGUAGCAACACUGUUUCCCCAACCAGGGUGCCUCCAGCUGUGGCAAAACUACAACUCUCAGCAUGCCCGGACAGCCGAUGGCUGUCCGGGCAUGCUGAAAGUUGUAGUUUUUCAACAGCUGGAGGCGCCGUUUGGGAAAUACUGACUUUACAGCCUUAGAGUAUCACGAACAAAACACUAUCUGCAUUUAUAAAUGGACACAGAAAAGUGAGCAGGUUUCUAAAGCAUCAGCCUCCUACGAGGUCGGCCGGCGGUAUGAACAGCGCACUUCAUGAAGUAAAGAAGCUUGCACUCCACUGACAUUUUAUAAAUGGAUUUUCUAUGUAGCAGUAUUUUACCUAUUAUCAGUACAACUUUAUAAUAAAAGUGUUAACGUGCCACCGAUUACACUUGCCUUACUGUCGACAUGUCUGUCAAUGGUUUAAAAAUCUGCAGGGACAAC